GGGGACCCCGGCCAGUGAGCGCCGGAGCCCCGGGAGCGCCCCUCCCGCGCGCUGUCUCGCCGCGAGCUCGGGCCGAUCUCGCCCCGCAUGGUGCUGGCAGCAGCCAUGAGCCAGGACGCGGACCCCAGCGGUCCCGAGCAGCCCGACAGAGAUGCCUGCGUGGUCGCCGGUGCCCAGGCGCCCCCGGCGCCCCAGGGCCCACGGGGGAUGCAGCAGCCGCCGCCCCCGCCGCCCCCGCCCCAAGCCGGCCUUCCCCAGAUCAUCCAAAAUGCUGCCAAGCUUCUGGACAAGAACCCCUUCUCCGUCAGUAACCCGAACCCCCUGCUCCCUUCGCCUGCCAGCCUCCAGCUGGCCCAACUGCAGGCCCAGCUCACCCUCCACCGGCUGAAGUUGGCACAGACGGCCGUCACCAACAACACUGCGGCCGCCACGGUCCUGAACCAGGUCCUCUCCAAAGUGGCCAUGUCCCAGCCCCUCUUCAACCAGCUGAGGCAUCCAUCUGUGCUCAGUGGCCCCCACAGCCACACUGGGGUGCCCCAACAUGCGGCCUCCAUCCCCAGUGCUCGGUUUCCCUCCAAUGCAAUUGGCUUUUCACCCCCCAGCCAGCCACGAGGCCCAGGACCCUCCGUGAGCCUCCCCAGCCAGCCCCCCAACGCCGUGGUGGUGCAUCCUUUCAGCGGGGUGAUGCCUCAGACCCCUGCCCAGCCAGCAGUCAUCCUGGGCAUGGGCAAGGCUGGGCCUGCUGCGCCUACCUCAGGAUUCUAUGAGUAUGGCAAAGCCAAUGCUAACCAGGCGUAUGGCUCAGAAACAGACGGCCAGCCUGGCUUCCUGCCAGCUUCAGCGUCUGCCUCGGGCAGUGUGGCCUACGAAGGGCCCUACAGCCACUCAGGGCAAGAUGGCCAAGCCGCCUUCUCCAAAGACUUCUACGGACCCAAUGCCCAAGGGCCCCACCUGGCAGGUGGUUUCCCAGGGGAGCAGACGGCCGGCAUGAAAGGUGAGGUAGGAGUGCUGCUACAGGGCACAAACAGCCGAUGGGAGAGCACCCCUGGAUUCUCUGGUCCCAACAAGCCCGAUCUCACAGCAGGUCCCAACCUGUGGCCUCCAGGCUCCAGCCAGCCCUACGAACUGUAUGACCCCGAGGAGCCCACUUCAGACAGGACCCCUCCCUCCUUCGGGGGUCGGCUUAACAACAGCAAGCAUGGUUUCAGCGGCGGCCGGCGGAGGACCAAGGAGGAGCAGGCACUGCUGUCUGUGCGGGCCCUGCAGGCUCAAGAGCUGAACGACUUCCAUGGAGCGGCCCCGCCCCACCUGCCACACAUCUGUAGCAUCUGUGACAAGAAGGUGUUCGACUUAACGGACUGGGAGCUGCAUGUGAAAGGGAAGCUGCACGCUCAGAAGUGCCUGCUCUUCUCUGAAAAUGCUGGCCUCCAGUGCGUGCUGGCUUCAGCCGAGGGGACGCUGGGCACCGCCCCCAACAGCACAGCUGUGUAUAGCCCCGCUGGGAAUGAAGAUUAUGCCUCGAAUCUUGGGACGUCGUAUGCGGCCAUUCCCUCCAGGUCCUUUGCUCAGUCGAAUCCUACAUUUCCUUCCUCUGGGACAAAUUUUGCACAGCGGAAAGGUGCCGGACGCGUGGUCCACAUCUGCAACCUCCCUGAAGGGAGCUGCACGGAGAAUGAUGUCAUUAACCUGGGGCUGCCCUUUGGAAAGGUCACAAAUUACAUCCUCAUGAAGUCAACUAAUCAGGCCUUUUUAGAGAUGGCUUAUACAGAAGCUGCUCAGGCCAUGGUCCAGUAUUAUCAAGAAAAAUCUGCUGUGAUCAAUGGUGAGAAACUGCUCAUUCGGAUGUCCAAGAGAUACAAGGAAUUGCAGCUGAAGAAACCUGGGAAAACGGUGGCUGCCAUCAUCCAGGACAUCCAUUCCCAGCGGGAGAGGGACAUGUUCCGGGAGGCAGACAGGUAUGGCGCAGAGCGGCCGCGUUCUCGCAGCCCGGUGAGCCGGUCGCUGUCCCCGAGGUCCCACACUCCCAGCUUCACCUCCUGCAGCUCUUCCCACAGCCCCCCAGGCCCUUCCCGGACCGACUGGGGCAACGGACGGGACUCCUGGGAGCACUCCCCGUAUGCCAGGCGCGAGGAAGAGCGGGACCCCGGCUCCUUGUGGAGGGAGAACGGGGAGGACAAGAGGGACAGGAUGGACGUGUGGGUGCACGAUCGCAAGCACUACCCCCGACCGGUGGACAAAGCCGAGCUGGAUGAGCGGCUCGAGGGAGGGAGAGGCCACCGGGACAAGUACCUGAGGCCUGGGUCGCCCAGCCCGCUGCACUCCGUGUCUGGCUACAAAAGCCGAGAAGAUGGCUACUACCGGAAAGAGCCCAAAGCCAAGUUGGACAAGUACCUGAAGCAGCAGCAGGACGCACCUGGGAGGUCCAGGAGGAAAGAGGAGGCCAGGCUGCGGGAGGGCAGGCACCCUCACCCCGACGACUCGGGCAAAGAAGAGGAGCUGCAGCCCAAGGUCACCAGGACCCCAGAGGGCACCAAAUCCAAGCAGAGUGAGAAAACUAAAAGCAAGAGACCCGACAGAGACCAAGAAGGAGCGGACGACAGAAAAGAAAGCAAAGUGGCAGAGACUGAGGCUGGAAAAGAGGAAUGGGAAGGCACGGAAGAAAGUCCCCAGGCAGAGGGCAGUCAGGAGAAAGAGACGGAAUCCUCACAUCCAGAAAACACAAGGACACAGAAGGAACAAGACUGGGAAAGCGGGAGUGAGGCCGAAGGGGAGAGUUGGUACCCCACCAACAUGGAGGAGCUGGUCACAGUGGAUGAGGUGGGAGAAGAAGAAGAUUUUAUCAUGGAACCAGACAUCCCAGAGCUGGAAGAAAUUAUGCCCAUUAGCCAGAAAGACAAAAUCUGCCCAGAAAUGUGUUCCUGUGUGGUGACCAGCUUAGACUCCGAUUUGCCUAAGGAUUUCAGCAAGGAGAGAGAGGCCAUAGGGAAUGGGACCGCAGACAUCAGCCUCAAGCUGCCGGAACAACUGCCUUCUGUUUCCACGCGCUGUCCCAGUGACACGGACGUGGAGAUGCCUAGCCUAAAUCUGGCUGCUGAGCGGAAGCCAGCUGAAUGCGAGACAGGCCUCUCACUGGAGGACUCAGAUUGCUACGAGAAGGAGGCAAAGGGAGCAGAGGGCUCAGAGGUGCGUCUGGCCCCUGCAGCCCAGCAAAUGUCUUCCCCCCAGCCAGCAGAGGAGAGGGCCCAGCAGCCUAGCCCGUUUCUCGAUGACUGCAAGGCCCGAGGGUCUCCCGAAGAUGGGGCUUGUGAAGGCAGCCCCGUGGAGGAGAAAGCCGGCUCCCCCACUGAAAGCAACCUCCAAAGCCAGGCUUGCCAAGGCGUGUUGACUGAGGAAAGCUCCAGGUACAUGGAAAUGAAAUCUCUGGCCGUGAGAUCACCAGAAUACACUGAAGUGGAGCUAAAAGAGCCUCUUUCUUUGCCUUCCUGGGAACCAGAGGAUGUGUUCAGUGAACUUAGCAUUCCUCUAGGUGUGGAGUUCGUGGUUCCCAGAACUGGGUUUUAUUGCAAGCUCUGUGGGCUGUUCUACACCAGUGAGGAGGCGGCGAAGGUCAGCCAUUGUCGCAGUGCUGUCCACUACAGGAACUUACAGAAGUACUUGUCCCAGCUAGCCGAGGAGGGCCUGAAGGAGUCCGAGGGGGGUGGCAGCCCAAGGCCCGAGGACGGUGGAAUUGUGCCACAUUUCGAAAGGAAAAAACUCUGAUCGUGCUGUCCCUGCUGCCCGUGCUGCCCCUGGGAGGUAGAGAGGAAGCCUACGGACGUGGGGCCCACCCAGCCCCAGGGACAGAACCAGAAAAGCCAAGCAGGGCACAUUGCUUGCGUUUCUUCCCAGAGACUCUUUAAAAACACCCCUGAAGUGUCUUCAGGAGUCAAGUCACCCUGGCAUGUCCAGCCGGAUGAAGGUCCCCAACUUUAGUUCCCUGGAACUCGUUUUCUUUCUUUCUUUUUUAUUUGUCCUCCUAUAAUCUUUGAAUUUGUUCUCCUCUCUUCUUGUUCCUUCCCUCUCCUGCCUUCUGGGCCAUGGAUCAUUUUCCUUUCAUAAAAUCCAACUUCUCAGGGAUUUUCACAGUGUUUAAAUUCUUGAUAGGAUAUAGCAGGGCAGGCCAGGCUGAGUCGUGUAAGGACAUGUGUGAUGGACACCCCUGGGUGUGGAGAGCUACUCCAUGGACAGGAAGCAGCAGCAGUGUCUGCGGGACCCCUGCAUGUCAUGCUUAGGGGAGCUGAACCAGGCCCUGCAGGCCUGAGAGGGUCCAUCAGAGAGAAUAAGCUGGCAGAGGCAGGAAUGGCUUCCCUAAUAGUUUCCUCCGGUGGUACCCCACCUUUUAGACCUCUCCUUUUUGUCCUCUUCCUUUCAAUCUCUUCUUUUUUGGUAGUGCUAGGCAUUGAACCUAGGUCCCUGUACAAGCUACCAUAUACUCCAUCACUGAGCCAUAUCCACAGCCCAAAAGCCCCUGUUUUAAAAUAACUCCUUCAUCCUCUCAAUUAUCCAGAUUUCUAACUUAAAAGAAAAUCAAAUUAACUUUGUGGAGGGGGAAAAAAAGAAAGAACAUUUCAUCGUGGAAGUUCUGAUGACUGCUUUCCAAAUGUUCUUCCUUCCUCUUGAUUUCAGGAGGUAUCGGGAUUUGUUUUAGACCAAUCAUUUUGGUAUAUCCACUUUACAUAAAAUUGAGAGCAGCAAUGACUUCUCCCUCUAACCAGAGCAGCCCUUGGUGUGGGCCAGGGGCGAAUGUACAACAUUGGCCCAAGAGACUCAGUCACAAGGAACUGUAACCACAUCUGAUGUAGCCCUGGAGUCCCUACCCUGGGGUCCAAUAGAACUCACUGUGGGAUGGUUGCAGAACAGUCCCUCUCAGUGGGGGAGAAGCUAAAUGAAGAGAAGGCUGCAGGGCUGGGAGAAGUAGCAUUUGAGGUCUCCUGGAAGCAGGCAUUUUCCAACCACACAGAAGAUAGAGGGCCGCCCUGGCUGACCACAUGUGCAGACGUUGAUGUCAAAUAGCACAAAGAACAGAGCCCUCAUUCCCCACGAGGCGGUGCCUUCAGACCCCACACAGGCUCCAGGAGCCUCAGUGGGAUAUUCCAUUGGACGGGUUUGGAAUAAAGCUGCCAGAAGACAUAGGCUCUGCCAAAGUCAGGAAGUGGGCCCAGGAAGGUCAGAAGGGAGCUGGGAUACUUGGAGGUGGCCAUGACUUAGCUUAUGGGAACGAAACCGAGGGAGGUGGAUGGUUCUCCCCUGAAAGCUACCUGUUGUUUCUGUUCCUGAGCACAGCCUUGUAGACUGGGGAGGGUCCAUUUGGGGUUUCUUCCCCCCCCCCAUACUGUACUUCUUGUUCUCUUCACUAAUGGAAGAAAGGCAGACAGACUCUUUAGAUCAACACUGACAUUUUUUUCAGUGAGGAAACUGAGGGACAGAAGGAAAAUCCUGAGGCUCCCAGCAAGUAGGAGAGCACUGACAAGAACCUGCAAGAGAGGAGAGUUAAAGCAAGUUCCAGAGAAGAAGACAGGACAGUUUGGACAAGUGUCUCAAAGAAAGCUUGAGGGAAGCAGGACACUUGAGCCCACAGUGGACUGGAAGAGGUUGCAUCUCAAAGAGAAGACUGAAGAUCAUGACUCAGGCCAGCCUCUCACCCUGGAGCCAGCAUUCUGGUCACUAGCUAAGCCUCCUUUCUUCUAUUGCGUAGAAAAACCUUUGACCCUGGUGUAUUUAUUCCCAUUGGAGAGAAUUCUGGAAAUGGCAAUUUGGCCUCCUCACUCAGUCUUGCUUGCAAAAUCCUGCCCUCUUCAUCAGAGGCUGAAGUUGUGCAUUAUCAGAGAGGCUGAAAGCGUUAGUCCUCAGCAAAGUGGGAACAGAACCUAUCAUCUCUCCACUGAAGCAUCCCCUCCCCCACCCCUCCCCCAACCCCAGCCCAGCAGUGUCUCCUUGGAAACUCAGAUGGCCCAGUUCCCAAGCAAAGUAAUGGCUCCCUUACCAGUAGUCUGACCUUUUAACUGGACAGCCAGAGCAGAGACAGCCCCUCAAGGAGGGAGAUCGAAGAGGCUGCAUUCAACCAGAACCUCUAUUUAAAAACCAUCUGAGAUUCUAUACUUGUGUGUAUAUGUGUACAUAUAUAUAUAUUUAUUUUUAUUUAUUUAUUUUUAUAUAAUUCCAUUGGCAUGACCCUUCACCAACCUCGUGAUGUGCACUUUGUAUGCCUAUGUGUGUCACAUACAGUGCAGUAUUAAACACAACCAGGAAAAUAUUGAUUUCUUUUUUAGUGCAUUUCUUCAGUUUUGUCAGCCGUUUCAAGGCACCUCCCCAAAAAUGUUGUUCAAGAGCAGUUGGUACCUUACACAAUAAAUUCUUUUACACCUGGAGUUACUAUAACAGGAGGCUUAUGUUAUUUCCUUCCCGUUUUAAACACCUGGAUUAAAGUCUAUCCAGUCUGUACUCCCAAAGAAUUUGGUAAACUUGACAUUGGUGUAAGCAAAAGCCAUGAGUAUCAGGGUUUCCUAUUCUUGGACAGUCCGAGGUAGUGAUCUGUUAGAUUAUACUUGAACUGGACCAGACUUUUUUUUUUUUUUUUGUAAUUUUAUGAGAAAAGCAAAAAAUACUAGUUAAGUUUGAACUUGUAAAGUAUUGAAAUUUGUCAGAAAUUGCCACCUGUGUUCCUGAUCUGUAUAACUGGCUGCAAAUUGUUUUUACAAAAGGGGAAAAAAAAGAUUUUUAAUAAAGACAAUUUGAAAACU
Molecule: messenger RNA, 6779 nt
Organism: Perognathus longimembris pacificus (Pacific pocket mouse)
Lineage: Eukaryota; Metazoa; Chordata; Mammalia; Rodentia; Heteromyidae
Gene: Rbm20
Product: RNA binding motif protein 20
Biological process (GO): regulation of RNA splicing
Cellular component (GO): nucleus
Molecular function (GO): zinc ion binding; mRNA binding
Source: RefSeq, a predicted model, not a curated record